AUGCUACUGUGCAUCACCAACUCAACCCUGGCCAGCCACGAGAAGGACAAGGACAAGGACAGCUCCACCGUGGCCAAGUUCAUGAAGGUGACGAGCGACUCGACGCCUCGCAGAACGAGGAUCUCGUGUCUGAAGGUCGUCGACUGCUUUGACCAGGUGGCCAAGACCAACAAGACGACGGAGGCGCGCGAGUACAUUACCCGGAAUGGCUCGGUGCAGAAUGGCAACACGUAUGUCGACGCCCCCGACAAAUUAUGUCCCCAGUCGGGAUGGUAUUUCCAUUGCCAAAUUUGGCAGCAGAUUUAG
Messenger RNA from Phytophthora sojae, 306 nucleotides. RefSeq lists its product as hypothetical. The coding region runs from base 1 to 306 and encodes 101 amino acids. NCBI's taxonomy places the organism in Eukaryota, Oomycota, Peronosporomycetes, Peronosporales, Peronosporaceae. The record is from RefSeq and is a predicted model, not a curated record. The transcript is spliced from 2 exons.